Notolabrus celidotus (New Zealand spotty) is the source of this 4074-nucleotide messenger RNA. RefSeq names its product testis-expressed protein 2-like. The record is from RefSeq and is a predicted model, not a curated record. The transcript is spliced from 12 exons. Gene Ontology annotation, molecular function: lipid binding. Gene Ontology annotation, cellular component: endoplasmic reticulum. The coding region runs from base 641 to 3544 and encodes 967 amino acids. NCBI's taxonomy places the organism in Eukaryota, Metazoa, Chordata, Actinopteri, Labriformes, Labridae.
GUCGUGCAAUUACAUAAGUCUGCGUACAGGACUGCAGUGUCAGAGUUGAGCUCAGUCUGUGUUUUGACGCUGCAGAGAGCAUUGAGGAGGAGUCGCUCCGUCAACUGUUGGCCUCUCCUGUCUAAUCUGGAUUAGGGAUUCGUCCAGUCUGCGGCCAGGACACCAAUAAUCACAUUAUUCUGCUUUGGGUUGACGCCUCGUGAAGCGGAAGCAAUACAGCUAUGGUAUACCGUUACCGAGUCGCAGAUUCGUUUCAGUUCUACUGUAUGUUUGUUUAAAACCCCUUUAAGGGACUUUGGAGGAUUUUGCUGCGAAGAUUGGAUCCAAUUCGAGCAAAGUUGAAUCAUAAUUGUUGCCUGUCUGCCUGCGGCUUGUGCGCAUCCCCCGGUGCAGUUCCCCGCACUCUGCAGCAUCCAGACUGAGCACUGCAGCCUGAGCGUGGAGCACAUUUCUGCACAAACCUCUACCGCUAUAUAUCAGGAGCAGCUGCUGGACAAACAUGCCAGGAUUAGCCUCAAACAUGAUGGACUUAGAGAAAACUGAGAAGGAUGUCUGGAAUCUGCAAAUGCUGCAACCAAGCUCCUCGUCUCCAAGGACAGCUUCUCCAUUAGAUUGGUUCUGACAGCUUCUUCCAGCCAGUAUGGAGGAAAGCAAGCUCAUUUUCAGCCUGGACCACCAGGAUGAAGGUCCCAUCGUGGCCUUCUCUAAAGAUAAACCACCAGGCAGGGAGAACCAGCCUGACCUCACUCUAGGAAUGGAACUGGAUCUGAGCCAAGGACACCGCUCCCACCCACCACUCCUGUCCCACUCCCCCUCUUCACCGGGCUCUCUGGCUGAUCUGUCUGCAGAUCUUCUCGUCUCCAGCAACCUCGUCAAAUCCUCCUCCACGGAUCUGGAGCCAAGAGAGACCGGCUCUCUGCGAGGCAAACCUCUGCUCAGCCUGGUCAAGUCUCUGAGCACGGAGAUUUCCCGCCGGGUCGAGCCAGAGGUCAACCUCUCCAAGUCGGACUCCAAGCUGCAUUUACAUCCCAGAAAGCAGCUUACUCAUCCGAGGAUCCCAGAGGCCAAACCUGAACUGAGAGGACAUAAUGAGGACGACUGCUGGGAAUCACCUCCUUCCCCUGGCAGUGUGCCUCUUGCUGAACCUCGGGGAAGCUCGCUGAUAGCUGAGCUGGAGGACACACGGAGGAAGUUUUCUGAGGCCAUGCAGGAUCCUCUGAGCAUGCUGAGUAAGAUCAUGGGGGACGAAAGCUCCAGCAGCCCCAAGCAAGGGAGGCCUGGAGACUCAACGGCCUCCCAAGGCAACUGCGGGGGUGAAGAUACAGAGCCAAAGUGCCGUAGAAGAAUUGAUAGUGAUCAAAGAAGUGUGUGUGACUCACCUCUGAGAAGACUCCAACACGGCUCAUUAAUAAAAUCCUCCACAUCCCCAGAACACCACACGCACAGCAGAGACAGCCAUUUUGAAAUUCAGACUUAUGGGGAUAUGAUACAGGUGCUGGAGAUUCAGAAUGGAUACAAAGGGACUCAUCGUAGAGCUUACUCCCAGUCUAGAAUUUCUUUUCCAAGGCCAUCACUGCCUUUUCAUUGGCUCUUCCCAGUGGGUCUCUUGGCUUAUGGUUUCUUCGUGUUGCCCCUGCCCUCCUAUGUGACAGGUCUGUCUGUGGGGGUCGCAUGUGGCUUCAUAUUGGGCCUGGUGGUAGUUUACAUGUUUGCCCCUCGGCGCUCAUCUGCCAGAAGCAAUAAGGGCUCUCGUUUGAGCAAAUCCAGACCUCUGAACCUGGAUUCAUUGGAUGAGGAGUUCACAGGUCAAGAGUUCUUAGAGGGCUGGAUGAAUGAAACACACAGCUAUGAUGCUGAGACUUUUCACCCCUCCAUGCUCCAUUCUGUGUUUGUCACCCUGGAGGGAAGCCGGCUGCGCCUUGCAUACCCACACACCAACAUCCCCCGGUGGGCGUCCUUCGAUGAGUCCUCCCACGAGGCUGUGUUUUUGCGUACACGCACUUACCAGCUUGCUAACUGUAAGGUGUCUCUGUUGCCGCCUGGUUUGGCUCGCAAGCGGGUUUGGAAUAAGAAGUACCCCAUCUGCAUCACUCUUGCAGAAGAUGGGGUCGCAGAGGAGAGUGUCAUUGAGGGGCAAGAAGAAGAAGAAGACAGAAGGGAGACACACACUGUCCCCGACCACCAGCUCCCUGUCACUCUGUACCUGUUCGGUCGCACGGGGAGAGAGAAGGAGGAGUGGUUCCAGCACCUUCUGUCUGCGUCCCAGGCUGGAGCCAAGAGCAGUGUGUGUGGGGAGGAGAACAUGGAAACGCUAUGUGGUGGUGACACUGUUAAAGAAAUCCCAGAGGAGCAGCACGACUUGGCAGGAGCCCCAAAAACAAGAACACUUUUGGACUACAGCAACUACAUGACUCAACUGAUUGUAAGCCAGAGCUGCAGCCCCAUCCCAAGCCCCUGCGACAGUGACAAGGGAAGCCCCACAGCGCACAAGAAGAUUCACAAUGAAGAGCCAGGCUCUGGAGGUCAGCCUGGAGCUGAGCCCAGUGCAGGUCCAGGGACAGGAGCAUUCUCUGCAGAGGGCCAGUCCACCUGGGUAAACUCCCUGGUGGGACGGAUCUUCUGGGACUUUCUCCGAGAGAAGUACUGGACGGAUCAGGUGGCACACAAGAUCCAGAAGAAACUCAGCAAGAUCAAGUUGCCGUAUUUUAUGAAUGAGCUGACUCUGGCUGAUCUGGACAUGGGCACCUGUCUACCUCAAGUCCUCAGCACCUCCACACCUACCCUGGACCGAAGAGGCUUGUGGCUGGAGCUGGAGGUGGUGUACACAGGAUGUCUUCAGAUGACCCUGGAGACCAAGAUGAACCUGUGUAAGCUGGGUAAAGAUGGAGAGGACAAGGUUCACAGUGUACCAGAGACACAGCAAGUGGGCUCUAAGCCGAGGCUGUGUAUCCUGGCUGAUAGUGAUGAAGAGUCAUCCAGUGCAGGCUCAUCUGAUGAAGAGGAGGUCCCUCUGUCUGAGACACAGGGGUCUCUUGGAGAUAAGAGCACUGUAGUAACAGCUGAAGGGCACACUGGUGGCAGCACGAGUCGGAAAAUCUUGAGAUUUGUGGACAAAAUAGCUAAGUCCAAGUACUUCCAGAAAGCCACAGAGAACGAGUACAUCAGGAAGAAGAUAGCCGAGGUGUCUAACAUGCCUCUUAUGCUCAGUGUGGAGGUCCUGGAGCUCUCUGGCACUCUGGCUGUCAACAUCCCACCUCCCCCUACUGACAGGAUAUGGUACAGUUUCCGAGUGCCUCCCAGGUUAGACCUGCAUGUGCGUCCCACGCUUGGGGAGAGGGAGGUCACCUUUACUCAUGUCACUGAGUGGAUUGAGAGGAAGCUGCAGUGUGAGUUCCAGAAAGUCCUUGUCAUGCCAAACAUGGACGAUCUAUAUCUGCCCCUGAUGACAUCCGGCCUUGACAACCCGUCUGUAUCACACCAAUCCUCCAUCCACUCCUCGUCCCACCAGUCUUCCAUGGAGUCCCAGGAGUACCUCUCGGAGUAGCCACAGAUGGUGUUUAUGUGACGCAAACAGGUGUUGUGCUGCGAUUGCCAUGAAUCUCUGAUGGAUUCAGAGGACGCUGCAGCUGGGUUCCCACUCUGUGUUUAUCCUGAGUGCGUCCCCUGUAACCAGUGCAGGAUAGACAUCUCCAGAAGGCGACACUGCAGAGAUGUCAGGAUGAGAGAAUGAUGCUACAGCGCCCCCUACUGUGAAGAUGACUGAUUGAAACCAGGCAGAGCACUGGUUUUCCAAAGGGGAAUUUUUCUGAAUUCAUUUUGACCCUUACUAAAAUACAAGACUGAAAGCUUGUCCAUCUUUACUGCACGUCAAAUCAUGAUGAAGUUGAUGACUCUGAAUGCACAACGUGUGGAUCCUGUCAAAGAUCCAAAACUGGAACAAAUUAGAAACCUUGAAAAUAUGAAAAUGUUUCUCUUAUGAUUUUGUGCCAUCAAGCUUCCUUGGUGCAUGUUAUUUCCUAAAAGUCUUAAUAUGCUUGUGGGUUUAUCCAUGCAUAAAAGCCUGUUUAAAAGCCU